AUGCUAUCCUCUUCCGUCUCACCUAGUGUCCUCUUCCGCUUCGUCUGCUAUCCUCUUCCACCUCACAUGAUAUCCUCUUCCGCUUCACCUGCUAUCCCCUUCCACCAUAUCUGCUAUCCUCUUCCGCCUCACCUGCUAUCCUCCUCCGCUUCACAUGCUAUCCUCCUCCGCCUCACCUGCUAUCCCCUUCCGCCUCAUCUGCUAUCCUCUUCUGCUGCACCAGUUCGAUCGAAAUUCUUUAGUUUGAUCGAAGACGACGUGUCUAAUAUCAUGGUCCCCGAGCAAAAUAACAUAGUCCGCAGCAUUUUGAUGACAACAUGUGACAUCGCUGCCAUUACCAAACCGUGGGAAGUCCAAAGACAGAAUUUGUUCGUCGAGAUCGAGGAAAACAUUUCCCGUUCGAAAACUGAUCAAGCCGUUGUUAACUUGAUACUUCAUGACAGACGGAAUGAAUAUUACUUGGCUUUUCUUCUCAUAUUUUAUCUUUCUUACUUUCUUUCUUUAUUUCUUUCUUUCUUUCUUUCUUUCUUUCUUUCUUCUCCUUACUCACCCGGAUUUCUGAACCUCUUUCCUUUUCAUUCUUUCUUUGUAAUAUUACCUUAUCCAAUUUUCUCUCGUCCAUUUCCCUUAUCGUUUUUUUCUUUCUUUUUCUUUCUCAAAUCAAAUACUUUUUUCUUUCUAUUCUAUUUUUUUCCUCCAUUAAUCUCCUUUCUCCCAUUGCAUCGUCAUAUUUCCAUCUCUCAAGAAUUAACGAUAUUCUUAUUUUUCUCUUGUUUCCUUCGACUCUGUGAAUUCCGCUGCCAAAUCAAAUCCAGUUUAAAAAUCGUAUCUCUUAUUUUGCUUCUCCGUCCUUGUCUUUUUUCUUUUUUUAAAUUUAAUCUACUUUUUCUCAUUUUAAACCAAACCCGACAUCGACUGGAAAAGGUGAACACCAGCAAGACACAACUCCGGGCUAAACACAUGACGGAAUCACUCUUUCCUUUUAAAAUAAUUUCUUCCCCAUUUUUCAUAUUUGAAAAAGUUUACUUCACAUCUUUCUUCUUUCAUUCUUUCUUUGUUUCAUUCUUUCUUUUUUCUGCUUACUCAUCUGACCUUCUGACCCACUUUCUUUCUUUCUUUCGUUUUUAUUUAUUUAUAUCUAUUUUCUUCUCACCUUUGUUUCUAUUCUUUCUUUCUUUCUUUAUUUCUUUCUUUCUAAUUCUGCCUUGUCCAUGUUUCUCAUUCUCUUUUCUUUUCUUCGGAUUUUCCUCAUCCAGUUUUCUUCUCACCUUUGUUUCUAUUCUUUCUUUCUUUAUUUAUUUCUUUCUUUCUAAUUCUGCCUUGUCCAUUUUUCUUCUCACCUUUGUUUCUAUUCUUUCUUUCUUUCUUUCUUUCUUUUCUAAUUCUGCCUUGUUCAUGUUUCUCAUUCUCUUUUUUUUUUUUUCGGUUUUUCCUCAUCCAGUUUUCUUCUCACCUUUAUUUUCCUCAUCCAGUUUUCUUUCUCACCUUUUGUUUCUAUUCUUUCUUUCUUUAUUUAUUUCUUUUCUUUCUAAUUCUGCCUUGUCCAUGUUUCUCAUUCCUUUUUUUUUUUUUUCGGAUUUUCCUCAUCCAGUUUUCUUCUCACCUUUGUUUCUAUUCUUUCUUUUCUUUCUUUCUUUCUUUCUUUCUUUUCUAAUUCUGCCUUGUCCAUGUUUCUCAUUCUCUUUUCUUUUUUUGGAUUUUCCUCAUCCAGUUUUUUCUCACCUUUUUUCUACCUUUGUUUCUUUUCUUUUUUCUUUCUUUCUUUCUUUCUUUCUAAUUCUACCUUGUCCAUGUUUCUCAUUCUCUUUUCUUUUUUUCGGAUUUUCCUCAUCCAGAUUUUUCUUCUCACCUUUGUUUCUAUUCUUUUCUUUCUUUCUUUCUUUCUUUCUUUCUUUCUUUCUUUCUAAUUCUGCCUUGUCCAUGUUUCUCUCAUUCUCUUUUCUUUUCUUGGAUUUUCCUCAUCAGUUUUCUUCUCACAUUUGUUUCUAUUCUUUCUUUUUUUUCUUUAUUUCUUUCUUUCUUUUUCUUUCUUUCUUUCUUUCUAAUUCUGCCUUGUCCAUGUUUCUCAUUCUCUUUUCUUUUUUUUUCGGAUUUUCCUCAUCCAGUUUUCUUCUCACCUUUGUUUCUGUUCUUUCUUUUCUUUCUUUUUUCUUUUUUUUCUUUCUAAUUCUGCCUUGUCCAUGUUUCUCAUUCUCUUUUCUUUUUUUUCGGAUUUUCCUCAUCCAGUUUUCUUCUCACCUUUGUUUCUAUUCUCUUUCUUUCUUUCUUUCUUUUUUUCUUUCUUUCUUUCUUUCUAAUUCUGCCUUGUCCAUGUUUUUUUCAUUCUCUUUUCUUUUUUUCGGAUUUUUCCUCAUCCAGUUUCUUCUCACCUUUGUUUCUAUUCUUUCUUUCUUUCUUCUUUCUUUCUUUCUAAUUCUACCUUGUCCAUUUUUCUUCUCACCUUUGUUUCUUCUUUCUUUCUUUCUUUUUUUUUCUUUUCUUUAUUUCUUUCUUUCUAAUUCUGCCUUGUCCAUGUUUCUCAUUCUCUUUUCUUUUUUUCGGAUUUUCCUCAUCCAGUUUUCUUCUCACAUUUGUUUCUAUUCUUUCUUUCUUUCUUUCUUUCUUUCUUUCUUUCUUUCUUUCUUUCUUUCUUUCUUUCUAAUUCUGCCUUGUCCAUUUUUCUUCUCACCUUUGUUUCUAUUCUUUCUUUCUUUCUUUAUUUCUUUCUUUCUUUCUAAUUCUGCCUUGUCCAUGUUUCUCAUUCUCUUUUCUUUUUUUCGGAUUUUCCUCAUCCAGUUUUCUUCUCACCUUUGUUUCUAUUCUUUCUUUCUUUUUUUUUUUUUUCUUUCUUUUUUCUUUCUAAAUCUGCCUUGUCCAUGUUUCUCAUUUCUUUUUUUUUUUUCGGAUUUUCCUCAUCCAGUUUUUCUUCUCACCUUUGUUUCUAUUCUUUCUUUCUUUUUUUUUUUUCUUUCUUUCUUUCUAAUUCUGCCUUGUCCAUGUUUCUCAUUCUCUUUUUAUUUUUUCGGAUUUUCCUCAUCCAGUUUUCUUCUCACCUUUGUUUCUUUUCUUUCUUUCUUUCUUUCUUUCUUUUUCUUUCUUUCUUUCUUUCUAAUUCUGCCUUGUCCAUGUUUUUCAUUCUCUUUUCUUUUUUUUCGGAUUUUUCCUCAUCCAGUUUUCUUCACCUUUUUUUUUUCCAGUUUUCUUCUCACCUUUGUUUCUCUUUCUUUCUUUCUUUUUUCUUUUCUUUCUUUAUUUCUUUCUUUCUUUCUAAUUCUGCCCUUUCCAUGUUUCUCAUUUCUUUUUUUUUUUUCGGAUUUUUCCUCAUCCAGUUUUCUUCUCACCUACAUUUGUUUUUCUUUCUUUCUUUCUUUUUUCUUUCUUUCUUUCUUUCUUUCUUGCCUUUCUUUCAUUCUCUUUUUCUUUUUUUCGGAUUUUUCUCAAGUUUUCUGCCUUUGUUUUUUUCUUUUCUUUCAUUUUUUCUUUCUUUCCAUUUUCUUUUUUCUAAUUUUCUUGUCCAUGUUUUCAUUCUCUUUCUUUGCUCAUCUUGUUUUCUUCUCACCUUUGUUUCUAUUCUUUCUUUUCUUUCUUUUUUCUUUCUUUCUUUUUUCUAAUUCUGCCUUGUCCAUGUUUCUCAUUCUCUUUUUUUUUUUUCGGAUUUUCCUCAUCCAGUUUUUUCUCACCUUUGUUUCUAUUCUUUCUUUCUUUCUUUUCUUUCUUUCUUUCUUUUCUAAUUCUGCCUUUUUUUCCUCAUCCAGUUUUCUUCUCACCUUUGUUUUUUUUCUUUCUUUCUUUUCUUUUUUUUUCUUUAUUUUCUUUCUUUCUAAUUCUGCCUUGUCCAUUUUUCUUCUCCCUUUGUUUCUAUUCUUUUCUUUCUUUCUUUCUUUCUUUUCUUUCUUCUUUUCUAAUUCUGCCUUGUCCAUGUUUCUCAUUUCUUUUUUUUUUUCGGAUUUUUCCUCAUCCAGUUUUUUUCUCACCAUUUUUUCUUUCUUUCUUUCUUUCUUUUUUCUUUCUUUCUUUUUUCUUUCUUUCUUUCUUUCUAAUUCUGCCUUGUCCAUGUUUCUCAUUCUCUUUUUUUUUUUUCGGAUUUUCCUCAUCCAGUUUUUUCUUCUCACCUUUUUUGUUUCUUUCUUUCUUUAUUUCUUUUUCUUUCUUUCUUUUCUUUCUUUCUUUCUUUUAAUUCUGCCUUGUCCAUGUUUCUCAUUCUCUUUUUUUUUUUUUUCGGAUUUUCCUCAUCCAGUUUUCUUCUCACAUUUUUUUCUACUUUUUUCUUUCUUUUCUUUUUUCUUUCUUUCUUUCUUUUUUUUUUAUUUCUCCCUAAUUCUUGUCCAUGUUUCUCAUUCUCUUUUCUUUUUUUCGGUUUUUUCCUCAUCCAGUUUUUUCUCACCUUUGUUUCAAUUCUUUCUUUCUUUUUUCUUUCUUUCUUUCUUUUUCUUUCUUUCUUUCUUUUCUAAUUCUGCCUUGUCCAUUUUCUUCUUCAUUUGUUUCUAUUCUUUCUUUCUUUCUUUAUUUCUUUCUUUCUUUCUUUCUUUCUUUCUUUCUUUUUCUUUCUUUCUAAUUCUGCCUUGUCCAUGUUUUCUCAUUUCUUUUCUUUUUCGGAUUUUCCUCAUCCAGUUUUCUUCUCACAUUUGUUUCUAUUCUUUCUUUUUCUUUCUUUAUUUCUUUCUUUUUUCUUUCUUUUUUCUUUCUUUAUUUCUGCCUUUUCUUUCCAAUUCUUUCUCAUUCUCUUUUUUUCUUUUUUUCGGAUUUUCCUCAUCAGUUUUCUUCUCAUUUGUUUCUAUUCUUUCUUUCUUUCUUUUUUUCUUUCUUUUUUUCUUUCUUUCUUUUUCUAAUUCUGCCUUGUCCAUUUUUUUUUUUCACUUUCUUUCUUUGUUUCUAUUCUUUCUUUCUUUCUUUCUUUCUUUCUUUCUUUCUAAUUCUGCCUUGUCCAUGUUUCUCAUUCUCUUUUCUUUUUUUCGGAUUUUCCUCAUCCAGUUUUCUUCUCACCUUUGUUUCUAUUCUUUCUUUCUUUCUUUCUUUCUUUCUUUCUUUCUAAUUCUGCCUUGUCCAUGUUUCUCAUUCUCUUUUCUUUUUUUCGGAUUUUCCUCAUCCAGUUUUCUUCUCACCUUUGUUUCUAUUCUUUCUUUAUUUCUUUCUUUCUUUUCUAAUUUGCCUUGUCCAUUUUUUUUCUCACCUUUGUUUCUAUUCUUUCUUUCUUUUCUUUUCUUUUCUUUCUUUCUUUCUUUCUUUUUCAUGUUUCUUUCUUUUCCUUUUCCAUUUUUCAUCAGUUUUCUUUCCUUUUUUUCUUUUUUUCUUUUUUCCUCUUUCUUUUUUUCUUUCUUCCUAAUUGCCUUGUUUGUUUCUCAUUCUCUUCCUUUUUUUCGGUUUUUCCUUCCAGUUUUCUUUUCACCUUUGUUUCUUUCUUUCUUUCUUUUUUAA
Acanthosepion pharaonis is the source of this 5394-nucleotide messenger RNA. Lineage: Eukaryota; Metazoa; Mollusca; Cephalopoda; Sepiida; Sepiidae. The record is from the annotation of a GenBank genome assembly.